UGUCAACUCGGUCUCUGAAGUCUGGACAUCUUCAAAGAUAAAAUUAGGAUGGGAAGAAUCUAAGGAAACUAGGAUGGGAAGAAGCGAGAGCAACGUCUUACUGAACUGACGCGUGACUAUUCUUCAGAGCCUACCUUAAACCCUAAUUUUCAUAAUACUGCCUGCUGCUCUGUUCAAGUUCUUGGUUGUUAUCUCCAAUGGAGGAAGAAAAUUUGGAUACCCCCAAAUCCGUACUUUACGAGACCCUGAGUCCCUUCUAUCUUUCAACCCCCGACCAGUCACCAGUUCCCGAUGAACUAGAGCCCUAUACUGUUUUCCGGAACGAAAUUUCUCUGUCGACCCUUCAAUCUCCUUCGCCGGAGACUUCUGCCCCCGAUUUCUUUUCUCUCGAAGUUGGCACUGAUGAGGCUUCUGAGCGAGAAUCCCUCUCUUUCCAAUUGCCUGAACCAGCUGCAGCUACUGAGCCGAAGACGCCGGCUCUCGUGUCUGAGCCAAAGCUUGAGAGCAGCUGGUUUCGCGGAAACUGCAAAUUCAGGAGUCCCAUGCUUCAACUGCAUAAAGAGAUAGUAGAUUUUUGUGAAUUUUUGUCACCUACUUUGGAAGAAAAAGCUGCACGUGACGUGGCAAUAGAAUCUGUGUUUCAAGUGAUAAGACAUAUAUGGCCUCAUUCCCAGGUUGAAGUUUUUGGGUCUUUCAGGACUGGGCUAUAUCUUCCAACUAGUGAUAUUGAUGUUGUGAUUCUGAAGGCAGGCUUGCCAAGUCCACAGCUUGGCCUAAAUGCACUUUCUCGGGCAUUUUCACAGAGGGGCAUGGCGAAAAAUAUCAUGGUCAUUGGAAAGGCUCGAGUGCCAAUUAUUAAAUUUGUUGAAAAGAAAAGUGGUCUUUCAUUUGAUAUAAGUUUUGAUGUGGAUAAUGGACCCAAGGCUGCUGAUUAUAUUCAGGAAGCAGUGGCUAGAUGGCCCCCAUUACGGCCUUUAUGUUUGAUUUUAAAAGUGUUCUUGCAGCAAAGAGAACUAAAUGAGGUAUAUUCUGGUGGGAUUGGUUCUUAUGCUCUCCUCGUCAUGCUUAUGGCAAUGCUACGAUGUACUAUUGAGCACUGCAUAAAACAUCUGACAAUUCAUUUCCCAAUGAUUUAUCCUGCUCUCCUACAUGGUGUUAUUGUAUGUGCUACAGAAUGUCCGAGAGAGCCAAGUAUCUGCAGAACACAACUUGGGAGUCCUUUUGAUGUUGGUGUCUCGUGCAAUGGGACAGGCACAUUUUUCUUGAAGAGCAAGAAAGGGUUUUUAAACAAGGGUCGACCGAGUCUUUUGGCAAUUGAGGAUCCCCAGGCAGCCGAGAAUGACAUUGGAAAGAACUCGUAUAAUUAUUUCCAGGUUAGGUCAGCUUUUGGGCUGGCUUUCAAAACGCUGACCAAUCCCAAUAUCAUCCUGAGCUUAGGCCCUAAAAGAAGUAUUCUUGGAACUAUAAUUAGACCAGACCCUGUCUUGCUGGAGCGUAAGGGGGGUUCAAAUGGGGACGUAACUUUUGCUGCCUUGCUUCCCGGAGCAGGCGAGCCAUUACAAGUACAAUGUGGAGAUCACGAUAUCUUAGGUAACUGGGAUAUUGAUGAUGAAGAAUCCUUGCCUCGGGGAGGAGAUUCUGCUGGGGAUAAAAGCACUUCAGGGAAGAAGAGAAAAUCUUCAUUUAGGGAAAAUCCCAAAAAGAAGCUAAAAGAAAAUGGGCAUUUGGGAAUGGUGCGGAAUGAAGAGAAUGUCUCAGGGAAAGAGAACGGCAGUAAGAAGAAGAGUAGGAGAAAAUCAUGAUGAAGCGAUAAUUUGUUUUGAAAGUUGACCUCAAGUGUUUUGAGAUUUUUAACCUUCAAAAUGAGGCAUAUAGAUCUCAAUCUGGUCCGUGUAACAGUAGCUAGAGUGAGGCACACUUGUGCACCUGGAAGUCCCAAGUCAUUUCAAAUGACUCCUGGAUGCGAGCUUUUAGUUUUCCCAGAGGCAUCCACAUCGACAAUUUUUGAUAUUUGUAGGUUCUUAAUUCAUUGUCGUCAUACGUCCUAUUACUUAGAGUAGCUUGUGCAUUUCUAGGAACAGAAGCGAAAUGAAAAGCGUAGUGGCUGUAAAAUGAGGGACAAGAGUCAUGUCCUUUGGAGUUGAUGAUGUCAUUCUAUAAUAUUUUAUGGACCAAAACAUCUGUAUCAUAACGUCAAUUAUUAUUUAUGAUUUUAUUGGCUUCUUCGUCGCAUUC
This is a messenger RNA of Prosopis cineraria, 2235 nucleotides long. RefSeq lists its product as uncharacterized. The coding region runs from base 198 to 1802 and encodes 534 amino acids. NCBI's taxonomy places the organism in Eukaryota, Viridiplantae, Streptophyta, Magnoliopsida, Fabales, Fabaceae. The record is from RefSeq and is a predicted model, not a curated record. The transcript is spliced from 13 exons. Gene Ontology annotation, molecular function: poly(A) RNA polymerase activity; mRNA binding. Gene Ontology annotation, biological process: RNA 3'-end processing. Gene Ontology annotation, cellular component: TRAMP complex; nucleolus.